AACUUUUUGGAUUAAUCUAUAGUCCUUCCUACCCUGCAGGCUCAGCAGGGAACCGCUGAGGGUGGACAAGUAUGAAGUCCCCCGGGAGUUACUGGAUGGAUGUUAUUUGAUUGCUUCUGUUCUUCCUGACCUGACUCACUCCUGCCAGCCUUAUAGGAGAACUCUGUAUUCUUUUGAAGAAAAGCAAGUCAGCUUGGCUCUUGUAGACAAAAAUCUAAAUGACCGAAAGAAGAUGGAAGACCAACAACUACUGUGCCCUAGGCUCAAUAGGCGACUGCUACAGGUGGAGGAGCAUGAAGUCCCUCAGGAGUCAUGGGAUGAAGCUGACUCGACUCUUCCGAUCCCUCCUGACCUGACUGACUCCUACCAGUCUGAUAUGAGGAGUGCCCUGCAUUCAUUAGAGGAACAGCAAGCCUGCGUGGCUCUUGACGUAGACAAAAUUAACAAGGAUCAAGAGGAGCUAGCAGACCAAGACCCACCGUGCCGCAGACUGAGGCAGGAGCUGCUAGAGGUGGAGGAGCAGGAGGUCCCAGAGAACUCCCUGGAUGAAGUUUACUUGACUCCUUUGGUUCCUCAUGACCUGUGUGACUGCCACCAGGCUUAUAGCGGCACCUUGUACUCACUGGAGGAUCAGCUCGCCUGCUCUGCUCUAGAUAUAGCCUCUCCCACCCAGGCAGCUUGUCCCCACGGGCCUUGGAGUGGAGACAUCGGCCACCACCUGUCAGAGAUGCAGGCUUCACAGGCACAGCCGGAGCCGAGAACCCUGGUGCCCAAUUCUUUGCAACUGCAGCUGGAUCAAGGGUUUGACUGUGGCUAUGGCUUAGCCAGGCGGGGCCUUUCCUCCACCACCUGCAGCUUCACAGCCAACGCUGAUCCUGGGAAGCAAUGGCCCUUCCAAGAGCUGGGUUUAGAGCCUCCUGGAAUGAAGAACCCUCCCCAGCUGGAAGGUGAUGCUCUUGAAGGCUCAACCGACAACACACAUGGGCAUCAAGUCAUUGGCCACAUUCAUGCCUCAAGUGUCCUAAAACCGAAAAUGAUCAAAAGAAAACUGCCGUUCAGCAGGUGGAGACUGGCAUGCAGAUUCCCUGGCCUGCAAGCUUAGAGUAGGAAAGUAAUCACAUCUAUGGCUCUUAGCGGCACUCACUCCUUAUUUCUCUCUGUCUAUGAUGACAGCUCAUUCUCCCACUGCUGUUCUCUUCCCUAUUUGUGGGUAUUGUCUGAGGCCCCUGCUGCUUCUCACGUCCAGGUUCUUCCCAUAGUCUGCUCUCCCGCUCCUUCCCAGAAGACUGGGACAUGGAGUUGUAAGGGGGUGGGUUUCUCUGCAAAGGGCCCUCUCCUUCUACAGCCCUCUGCUUCUGAGUGUGCAUGGUAGACGCUGAGCACAUCCUCUCUGGGAGGUGUGAAAAGCCAUCACUGCUCCGGACAAAGAGGAUCAGAACGAA
Molecule: messenger RNA, 1442 nt
Organism: Macaca mulatta (Rhesus monkey)
Lineage: Eukaryota; Metazoa; Chordata; Mammalia; Primates; Cercopithecidae
Source: RefSeq, a predicted model, not a curated record